AAGAACAACUCCGGCCGGCCCGCGGGGGCUGCCCCCUCCCCAGUCACGUGGCCUGGUGGGUGGGGACCGAUGUGAAGUUGGAGAAAUCCCGAGCGAUCCCAACUUUAGAGUGCAACGCCCGUCCUCCCGAGCUGGGGCUUAGGGCUCUGGGGCUCCAGGAGGGGCGCGGAAGAGGGAACUGGUGAAGCCGAGAAGCAGCGCGGACGGCGGGAAUCGGGGCAUGGCCCAGCUGUCGGUGAUUCCGGGGUCAGCCACGGCGUGGUCAGGGCUCCUCACCGAGGGCGGCCGCAAGGAGACGGACAUGCGGGAGGCGGCGUCGCUGCGGCAGCAGCGCCGGAUGAAGCAGGCGGUGCAGUUCAUCCACAAGGACUCGGCCGACCUGCUGCCCUUGGACGGCCUCAAGAAGCUGGGCUCGUCCAAGGACACGCAACCUCACAACAUUCUGCAGAGACGGCUCCUGGAAACCAACCUGUCUAAGCUGCGAAGCAGUCGUGUCCCUUGGGCCUCCAAGUCCAGCAGACUCAGUCAGGCCAAGUCGGAGGGGCUCAGGAAGUCUGAGGAGGACAUGAUCUGGGUUUCUUGCCAGUGUGCUGGAAAGGAUGUGAAAGCCUUGGUUGACACGGGCUGCCAGUACAAUCUCAUCUCUUCAGCCUGUGUGGACCGCCUGGGACUCAAGGAGCACGUCAGAUCUCACAGGCACGAGGGAGAGCAGCUCUGUCUCCCCCGGCAUCUGAAAGUGAUGGGGCAGAUUGAGCACCUGGUGAUCACCCUGGGCUCCCUCCGCCUGGACUGCCCAGCAGCCGUGGUUGAGGACAAUGAGAAAACCUUGUCUCUUGGUCUCCAGACUCUCCGAUCUCUGAAGUGUGUCAUAAACUUGGACAAGCACCGGCUGAUCGUGGGGAAGACAGACAAGGAAGGGAUCCCUUUUGUGGAGACGGUUGCCGUGAGUGAAGACAACACUUCAGAAGCAUAACUAGAGCCUGCAGCGUGUCUGCACGUGUGCACACACACCAGGGUGACAGAAUGAGAAAACUGGGUUUGAACCAAAUGCAGUAGCACCUGCUGUGGACCAAGCUCUCCCUCUGGUAGAAGCUCCAGGGGCUCCUUCCCACCCAAACCCCUAGACUGUAGUCUGUGCUUCGAGAUCUUGUCUGGUUGUAGCCGUUAUUUUUUACUCCUUUGAUCACUUACCGUAUAGACAUUUAUGACACUGCCAGGUCUCAGUUGUGGCCUAUUUCUCUGCUUCUUCCAGGAAUUUGCUUUUAUUAGUCAAGCUUAGGGGCUGCCAGGUUCUGUUUCUCCAUAGAUGGCACUUGCAUCUUUUCCUCCAGCUCGUGUUGAUGACCAGGGACCCGACCUUGGCUGCCCCUGAGCUAUCUCACAGAGAUGCAGGAUACCUGAGAUGUCUCAGCAUUAGAACUUCUUCUAAGUCGUUCACUGAUUUCUCAAGUACGAGUUGGUCUGAAAGAGCCCAGAGAGAUCAUCGGGUCCAGCCCUUCCUCUUGAAGGUCCGAGAGGCAAAGCGAAUUGUCCGAGCUUACGCAUUGAGUCAGUGGCAGAGGGGACCUGGAUCUCAGACCUGACAAAGCCCGCUCUCCCACGUGCUCCAUUUGUUGUCAGGCCUCGAGAGGAGAUGGAAGAGGUGGGGGUUGUGAAAAGACAAGGUGGGGCUCUGGAGACGGACGCCGGGAGGAGCUGAUGUAGCCCUCCCUCCUGCGCGCUAAGCCCACUAAAGUCCCCGACCCAGACCGUCCCAUUUAGGUGCUUACCUUGGUGCCUAAGAGACAUGGGUAUAAGGGACGGCCUCUCAGCUUGAAUUUCUUGGAGGGAGGAGGAAGAAGGGAGCGCAGACAGAAGCACAUCCGCCACUCUCUGAGAUGGAAUUGAAGGCUUCAGUUAACGGUCUGGGCCUCAUUGUCAGACCUUGUUACCCCUGAGAUGCGGUCAGCACUUCUGCUUAGCCUGUCGUUUGUCUGCCUUGGACUCGGGUAGCUGGGCGCAGGAGUAGGGAAAGAUGAAAAAACCCCAAGCAGGUCUAAAGGAGAAGGGCAGACUCAGCUGGUGGGGAGGCCCAUUUAGGGAAACCUUUCUGGGAUGGAAGUGAGAGACGAAACUUCCUGGCAGGGAAUUGAGGGCUGGGAAGCUCGUCCUGGUACAAGGAAAGAGGCAGGCAGAAGCUGGCAGUGUUAAGAACUCUUUCUGACUGCCCCCUAUUUCCUGACCCCCUCAUAGGGUUGGAGAUCGCAGGGUUUCUCGAAGCUUUCUGUUGCAGUGUCAGUUGGGCACAUAGGCCCCUGUAAUGGACUCUCCCCUUCACUUGGGUCAGGCAUGUGCUCAGAGAAGUCAGAAAAACAGCCAUCUCUGGGUGUCCCUUUAAGAGAUUCCAAGGUCACCUUGGUUCAGAGCAGUGGUUCCCCGAGUGUUUACUGAUCCCACUCUGAGCUUGGCCGGGGCCCACCAGCCAUCUCGCCUAGUGUCCACGUGCUUUCCUACCAAACGACUCUUUGGAGCUCUGAGUACGUUUAGCUUUACAGAAGCUCCCUAAAGACUAGGAAGUUGGCGACCCCCAUUUGUACAGCUGGGCAGCCGUACCGCAGCCAAUUGUCACUGGGUCAUCCCCAGGCCCCCGCCUCAUCAGACUCUACAGAGAAACCUAAGCCCAGCCACAGUAGGGAGGCCAUGUUACUGGCCUGCAGGGUGCCCUCAAAGUACCCCCAUUUUUUAGCAAAGGGGCACGUGCGCCUUUCCGCUGAGACCUCUCGGCUCUCCUCCCUGGGCACUUUGGCCCGCUUCUUCUCCUGGGGCCCAGCUGGAACAUGUCACCCAUUCCUUCCCUCGUUGAAAGUUCCACGCUGAGCCUUGAUUCUUGGCCACGACUGAGGCAUGUUGGAAGUUCCUUGGCCCGGUUUAUUCUUAUCUGGGUUCCUUAUGGACCACACGAGGCCGGGAAUUCUCAGGUGCUAGGAAGAUGGCACUGGUUCUGGCCCUUAGCGUUCAGGAUUGUGUGGUGUCUGGGGGAUGAUGAGAUGGCCUCUAGUGGUCUUCUUGGCCUCUGAAAAUGAGUCAGCGAUUUUCCAGUUUUGGAAUAGAGGCAGUUGGGGUGGUCUGAGCUUAGGGUAUCAUAGUCUCUCUCAAUUUAGUCAAAUCAUUUGAAUUCACCAACCAAAUAAUUGUGCUUUAAACCUCAGCCCUGAUAGAGGUACCUAAAAACAUCUGAGCUUCAUCAAUCUUCUUGAAAUGCUGCCAGGUUGGUGACUCUGGGAGCCCGUGGCUCCUCAAUGUUCGGGAGGAAGCGCUGGUCUGCUUCUGGAUAAGCAGGUAGGGCCGCUCUCCCCGGCGCCUCUGAUUGAGGACGUGGGCUGGGUGUCUACCCAGGUCGCAGCUCGGCAGGAGAGGCAGUGGCAAGGCGCAAGUCUCUACAACUGCCCCUUCCUCACCUUAUCAGGUGUCCCUCUCAAACACGGGGGGUCUGAGAAACGUCGUUUUGGGUGUUUGGUGUUUCUAUGCCUGACUCAUUCGAGGAGCAAGCGUUUUCUGACGUUUCUCUUUCCGUGCCCUGCACCGAUCCCACCUGGUAGGAUUUCUGAUCCUCAGCUCAGAGGGUCUGUAAAUGGACUGCAAGGCUGGUCGGCUGCCUUCACGCUCGUGUCAUAGAAACCUCUUCCCAGGCCGGGAACGUGGAGGAGACGCACUGGCUUCUCCUCCUGUUGCCAGGCUCUGCGUUAGCACUUUACCUGCUCAGUGUUUCUGGCUGUGUUGGGUUUAUUUGUGAGAUUAAUGUGCUAAUAAAGUUAACUCUUCCACUC
Molecule: messenger RNA, 3806 nt
Organism: Phacochoerus africanus (Common warthog)
Lineage: Eukaryota; Metazoa; Chordata; Mammalia; Artiodactyla; Suidae
Gene: NRIP3
Product: nuclear receptor interacting protein 3
Exons: 8
Coding region: 221-973 (250 amino acids)
Biological process (GO): proteolysis
Molecular function (GO): aspartic-type endopeptidase activity
Source: RefSeq, a predicted model, not a curated record